Messenger RNA from Cherax quadricarinatus, 1191 nucleotides. RefSeq names its product eukaryotic translation initiation factor 2 subunit beta. Gene Ontology annotation, cellular component: eukaryotic translation initiation factor 2 complex. The record is from RefSeq and is a predicted model, not a curated record. Gene Ontology annotation, molecular function: mRNA binding; translation initiation factor activity; translation initiation factor binding. NCBI's taxonomy places the organism in Eukaryota, Metazoa, Arthropoda, Malacostraca, Decapoda, Parastacidae. Gene Ontology annotation, biological process: translational initiation; formation of cytoplasmic translation initiation complex; formation of translation preinitiation complex.
UAUACACGGUCCUGUGCUGGCUGACGACACCUCUGGGAUCCUCUCUCGUUUUUCCAGGUUUUCCCAGUAACUUUGAGCUCCACCAUGGCUGACGAGGAGUUUAUCUUUGAUCCCAGCUUGAAGAAAAAGAAAAAGAAGAAGACUGGGUUUAAUCUUGAUGCAGCCUUAGCAGAUAGCAGUGGCACCCUUCCUGUUGAACCUGCACCCACUCCAGAAAAUGGAGAAGUUCCUGAAGUCAAGGAGAUCACACCUGAAACAGAUGAUAUGGAAAUGUUUGGAAAAAAGAAGAGUAAGAAGAUGAAGAAAAAAAUGUUUAAUUUAGAUGAGUUAAGUGAAGCAUUGCCAGAGACUAAGGAAAGUGGCGUUACUUCUGGAGAUGAUCGGUAUCCUGUCACAAUUCAACCAGCUGAAGUUGAUGACUUUGAUCUUGACAUGGACUUCAGUAAAGCCAAGAAGAAAAAGCCUAAAAAGAAAAAGGGGCUAGUUGACCUCAUUGCUAAAGAUGAAUCUGUAAUAGACAGCGAUGACAAAGAAUUAGAGACUGGGGAUGGAUGUUUAGGUAGUGAACAUGAUUACACGUAUGAUGAAUUAUUGGAACGUGCAUUUAAUCAACUCCGAGAAAAAAAUCCAGAGAUGGCUACAGGUGAAAAGAAAAAGUUUGUCAUGAAACCACCACAGGUUGUGAGGAUUGGGUCAAAGAAAACAGCUUUUGCCAACUUUGCAGAAAUAUGUCGGCUCCUUCACAGAAUGCCCAAACAUGUAUUGCAGUUUCUCCUUGCUGAAUUGGGUACAUCAGGAAGUAUUGAUGGUAGUAAUCAGUUGAUCAUCAAAGGACGAUUUCAGCAAAAACAGAUAGAAAAUGUACUUAGGAGAUACAUUAAAGAAUACGUAACAUGCCACACAUGCCGAUCACCAGACACGAUCCUCCAGAAGGAUGCACGCCUCUAUUUUCUUCAGUGUGAACAGUGUAAUUCCAGGUGUUCUGUUGCUCCCAUUAAGUCUGGUUUCCAGGCUGUGGCCAAUAAGCAACAGAGACAGGCCAUCAGAGCAAGCAAAAAUUAGGUGACAACAUUUAGCAUAAAUUAUUUUUCAUUAUAUAUUUUACAUUUAGACAGUUUUAUAUUUGUAAACAAAACUCAAUCACUUCUAUCUCAACAAACCUGGGUGUGGAUAUUUAUCAGAAUGUAAAUU